CGUUUGGCUUUUACCCAUUCCACCUCGGCAUAUUCCAUCUACCACCACCACCAGCUCUGUCAGCUGUACACGGGCGGUGACUGAGGUCGCCGGCGGGUAUUGUGGGUAGGCAUGGCGGACGCGAACGCGGAGUCGAUUCAGCAGAAGAUACAGAUAGCCCGGCGGGAUGCAGAGGCGCUCAAGGACCGGAUAAAGCGCAAGAAGGAUGAACUCGCCGACACCACACUUCGCGAGGUCGCGCGACAACGCACCGAAGCCUUGCCGAGGCUGGCAAUGCGGACGAAGCGAACACUCAAAGGUCACUUGGCCAAGAUCUAUGCAAUGCAUUGGUCAACCGACCGGAGACAUCUUGUCUCCGCAUCGCAAGACGGCAAGCUCAUCAUCUGGGACGCUUACACCACAAACAAAGUGCAUGCCAUACCCUUACGAUCAUCAUGGGUCAUGACAUGCGCAUACUCACCGAGCGGCAACUACGUAGCGUGUGGUGGCCUCGACAACAUCUGCUCGAUCUACAAUCUGUCCGCAAGGGAAGGGCCCACGCGGGUGGCGCGAGAACUUAGUGGACACUCCGGCUACCUCAGUUGCUGUCGCUUCAUCAACGACCGCCGCAUCCUCACUUCCUCUGGAGACAUGACGUGCGUGCUGUGGGAUAUCGAGUCCGGCCAGAAGAUCACAGAGUUCGCCGACCAUCUCGGCGACGUCAUGAGCCUCAGCAUAAACCCGCUGGAUAACAACCAAUUCGUGUCUGGAGCUUGCGACGCUUUUGCUAAGCUGUGGGAUAUCAGGCAGCAGAAGUGCAGUCAGACUUUUGCUGCGCACGAUUCAGACAUCAAUGCGAUUCAGUUCUUCCCGAACGGUAACGCAUUCGGAACGGGGUCUGAUGAUGCGUCUUGCCGGCUGUUUGAUAUUCGCGCUGACCGCGAGCUGCAAAGCUACACUAUUGGCGAGCCGGUGUGCGGUAUCACCUCCGUCGCGUUCUCAGUCUCCGGCCGAUUACUGUUCGCGGGCUACGAUGACUUUGAGUGCAAGGUCUGGGACACUCUCCGUGGCGAGCGGGUAGGAACACUACAAGGCCACGAUAACCGCGUCAGCUGUCUCGGCGUGUCGAACGACGCCAUGUCAUUAUGCACCGGAUCGUGGGAUUCAAUGCUCCGUAUCUGGGCAUGAUCUGCCAACCCACGACAAUAAUGCGAAGUGCAGAGCGAGAUACUCUGGACAUAAUAAUC
Molecule: messenger RNA, 1226 nt
Organism: Baudoinia panamericana UAMH 10762
Lineage: Eukaryota; Fungi; Ascomycota; Dothideomycetes; Mycosphaerellales; Teratosphaeriaceae
Exons: 5
Coding region: 112-1167 (351 amino acids)
Biological process (GO): G protein-coupled receptor signaling pathway
Cellular component (GO): cytoplasm; heterotrimeric G-protein complex
Molecular function (GO): protein binding; signaling receptor complex adaptor activity
Source: RefSeq, a predicted model, not a curated record